This is a messenger RNA of Dioscorea cayenensis subsp. rotundata (Guinea yam), 834 nucleotides long. RefSeq names its product LOB domain-containing protein 4-like. The record is from RefSeq and is a predicted model, not a curated record. The transcript has 2 exons. Bases 174 to 725 code for a protein of 183 amino acids. NCBI's taxonomy places the organism in Eukaryota, Viridiplantae, Streptophyta, Magnoliopsida, Dioscoreales, Dioscoreaceae.
UUUCUUUCUUUCUCCCCUUCUCUUUCUUUCUCUUUUUCUCUUCUUUUGUCUAAAGAGCAUGCAUUUAACUUCACUUCACUUCAUUUCACUUAAACUUUGAUGAUGAUGAUGAUGAUAAUGAUGAAAAAGGUAGACAAUUAAUUUAUAUAUGAAUUAAAGAGCUAGAGCAAGUGAUGAGAAGCAAGAACAAGGUGGCCGGCGCCGGCACAACAGGGUCGUCGGCAUCACCAUGCGCUGCUUGCAAGCUUUUGCGGCGGCGCUGCGCCGAGGACUGCCUCUUUGCUCCUUACUUCCCCCCUGACCAACCUCACAAGUUUGCUUCUGUUCACAAAGUCUUUGGUGCUAGUAAUGUCAACAAGCUUCUUCAGGAACUACCAGUGAAUUAUCGAAGUGAUGCUGUAAGUAGUAUGGUAUAUGAGGCAAAUGCGCGAGUCCGUGAUCCAGUAUAUGGUUGUGCUGGAGCCAUUUCAUCUCUGCAACAGCAAGUUGAUGUUCUUCAAGCACAACUUGCAAUGGCGCAAGCCGAAAUAAUCCGUCUAAGAAUGCAACAUGCAGGAUACUUAGCUCAUCUUCGUUUGACACCGGCCAGAGGCGGCGGUGGCGGAGGAGGAGGAUCGUCGGCGACAUCAUCGCCAAAGAUGACGGAGGUCAAUGAUAAGCCGGUUUUUAAUUUAGAGACUGAAAUGGAUCAAACUAGCAUGUAUGAACCAAUGUGGUAUUCUUAGUAUUCUAAAAGGCUCUCUAGUGUGUAAGUUUUCAUUUUCAAUUAUUAUGUUGUUUGUAUAUAAAUAUAUAUUUGCUAGCAUGAAUAAAUUAAUCAGAAAGAUUGUUAAA